AUGCCCGCGUCGCCGAGACGUGGCAGAGAAAGAGUAUGGAAGGAGAAGGAAAGAUGGCGAAGAGUCAGCGUGAGGGGUUACGAGCCACUGGCACAGAUUGAGAGUCCGAUUCCGCCGAGCUACGUGUCAGGUAGCACGAGGGAUGCGACGACUGAGGAGAACGAAGACGAAGAUGACUACCUUUUCGUCGGCGCACAGACAGUGCACGACGUCUCGAAGAUGCUUCGUCCGAACGAUUUCCGACUCUAUUAUCAGUUGCCAUCGCCCAGCGAAGCUACUGUUCCUUUCGAGAUACCACUGUACCUCUCAUACAUGAGUGCUGCCAAGAAGGUGGAUCCGCUUCUCUUCAAAGUGUACCACUUUCCUGUGGUGUGCACGAAAGACAAGGAAACCGGAAAGGAGGAAUGGCGAGUGGUGUAUGGCGAUCCGAGGCCAAUUACGUUUGCAACACUCUCAGCCCUGGUCAAAUACCAUAAAAUUUAUUCGUACAUGGAUCCGGAGACCGGUGCCGUUGAUACAUUCCCGGUAUGGAAGGGUACUGUGAUCGAUCUUGAUAUGAGUGAUUAA
This is a messenger RNA of Gongylonema pulchrum, 567 nucleotides long. Lineage: Eukaryota; Metazoa; Nematoda; Chromadorea; Rhabditida; Gongylonematidae. The record is from the annotation of a GenBank genome assembly.